Molecule: messenger RNA, 1184 nt
Organism: Centropristis striata (black sea bass)
Lineage: Eukaryota; Metazoa; Chordata; Actinopteri; Perciformes; Serranidae
Gene: hoxd9a
Product: homeobox D9a
Exons: 2
Coding region: 1-855 (284 amino acids)
Biological process (GO): anterior/posterior pattern specification; embryonic skeletal system morphogenesis; proximal/distal pattern formation
Cellular component (GO): nucleus
Molecular function (GO): DNA-binding transcription factor activity, RNA polymerase II-specific; RNA polymerase II cis-regulatory region sequence-specific DNA binding
Source: RefSeq, a predicted model, not a curated record
AUGAGUAGGAAGAGAUCAAAAAUGUCUUCCAGUGGCGCUCUCACUAACUGCUAUGUGGACGCGAUCCUGGGCCAGGAGCCGGAGGAUGUGUACGGGGCUCGCUUUCUCCAGGCUCCGCACACGGUGACCCCGAGGCCGCCAGGUGCUGCCGGGGACACCGCUGACUUCUCCUCAUGCAAUUUUGCACCAAAGUCCGCCGUUUUCUCGUCGUCGUGGUCCUCGGUUCACCCGCAGGGGAUUUAUCAUCCGUAUGUGCACCACCAUCACCACCACCACCAGCCCCACCUCCCCGCCUCGGACGGCAGAUACGUCCGCUCCUGGAUGGACCCCAUCUCCAACCACGUCUCGUUCGCCGGCUUCCACUCCGGCAGCAGCGGCGGCGGUGGUGGUGGAGGUGGUGUUGGUCGGCCGUACGGGACAAAGCCGGAGAUCGUGUUGCCACCGAAAGAGUGCGCGGACGCGUUGGAAGCUGAGGCGCGGCCGCUCGCCGGUGAAUUCGCCUGUGGAGUAUCGGAGUGUGCGGAAAAAGCGAGCAAAGAGCACAGUGGAAGUGAGCUUUCGAGCCACAGCGAGCCCAAAGAGGAGAAACAACAACAACAACUUGACCCAAACAACCCUGCAACAAACUGGAUCCACGCACGCUCCACGAGGAAGAAGCGCUGCCCGUACACCAAAUAUCAGACUUUAGAGCUGGAAAAGGAGUUCCUCUUCAACAUGUAUCUGACAAGAGACCGCCGCUAUGAAGUGGCCCGCAUACUCAGUUUAACCGAGAGACAAGUGAAGAUCUGGUUCCAGAACAGGAGGAUGAAAAUGAAGAAGAUGAACAGAGAGAGAGGCGGCAAGGAGCUGCUAUAAAACAAAUCACUGCCAUUUCUCAAACCAAGGAAAGCCAUCUGAACAAUUAAAUCAAUUUUGGUAGGAGCCUCAGUUCAUUUUUUUAGACCCUCUAGGUAUAUAAGCGUAAUUAUUGCGUGUCAGUGUCAGAACGUGUUGGCCAAAUAUGCAUCAAAAUCUAAUGUGCAGGAAUUAGUCUUGGUGGGAUUCAGUCACAUGCUGUUAAAUAUUUUCUCUGUUUUGAAUUUUCCACCACCACAAACAGUUUGUCACAUUUGUUGCGCCUCCCUUCAUUAGAAAAUGUGCCUCUGUGUAUUGCUUUUAUAGUUGUAAGGAAUUUGGACUUGUAU